AUGCCGUUUACACCAGCGGAAGACGAACUCACGGAAGCGCUCAUCGACCUCAAGUCGCGCGAUCCGCAGCUGGGCAUCGCGAAAGUGCACGCCCUUCUGCUGAGAAACUACCCGGACUGGAGCGUCUCGGAGAAGCGCACACGCAAGAUCUUGCAGUACCAUGGCCUGAUCGUGUCGUCGUCGUCGUCGCCAGCGGCAACUGCGAACGAGCCUCCGGUGUUCCCCUCGUCGCGUGUCAUGGACCAAUUGGAUGUGAAGCAGUGGAGUGACAAGGUCCAGGUGAAGUUUUUCAACAAAAAGAAGGGGAAGGGUCUGGUCGCGGUUACAAACAUUGAAGAGGGCGAUACGAUAUGGAAGGAAGAGCCGUUCAUCGUUGCGCCCGAGUGGGAGAUAUAUGACAUGCAGCGCAAUUCAACGGCUUGUGGGUACUGCACAACACCUCUCGCCCUCGACUCACCCUUGAUCAACGUCUGCCCGGCCUCAUCUUCCACGAUGCCGGCUGCGUCAACUUCCACGAACCCGUGUCCAACCCGGUUCUGCAGUCGUCUCUGCCUCGCACGUUCGGCAAAGGUCCAUCCUAUUCUUUGCCCGGUCCAGAACCCCGCUUCUGCACCACUUCUCAAGUUCGCCCGAGACUCGCAGUGGAUGGCACUUCAUGCACUCAUUCACACUACUGCCCGCAUCCUUCUUGUGAACCAACAUGGUAUAGAGACCUUGAGGAAAGACUGGGAUAUCGUCCAGAGUCUGGCGGAAUUGGGUAUGGAGGAACGGUUUAAAUAUAGCUUCAAAUCAUCGGCCGCUCCAGAGCCCGACAGGGCUGUAUGGAAGAAAGCCUUUACCUUAUACCUUCAGGCGUUCAAAGAACCGAAAACGCCGCCAGAGCAGAAGAAGUUCGCGAAGUUGCUCAAGAAACCUCUUCCAGCAGAGGUUGAACAUGGUCUCUUCGACUACGACGCAGGCUUCCUACGAGGAUUGGGUCGCAUGUCCCUCAAUCUCGAAGCUCAUGGAGGCUUAUACGUCCUCCACUCACACCUGAACCACUCCUGCGAUCCUAACGUCUCCGUUCGUCACCUCGACCAGCGUAACGCUCUCUCCCGCAUCACGGUGCUCGCCAAGCGCGCCAUCAAACAGGGCGAAGAGCUCACUAUAACGUACGUCAACCCGAAGCUCGGAUACGCGGCCCGCCAGCAUGAGCUGCGCAGCUGGGGCUUUGGCUCGUGCGUCUGCGCACGGUGCAUCGAAGAAGAGAAGAUGGCACGGCAGGCGCCGUCAGGGAACGGAGGAGGCGACGCGGGCGAGGUGGCCGAUAUGGACGACUUGGCGGCCGAAUUGAAGGCCGGGCUGGGGGUUAUGUGA
Cyclocybe aegerita is the source of this 1356-nucleotide messenger RNA. Lineage: Eukaryota; Fungi; Basidiomycota; Agaricomycetes; Agaricales; Hemipholiotaceae. The record is from the annotation of a GenBank genome assembly.